UGGCCAGAAUAUCACUGUAGUAUGAGGCUACUUUCCUUUUUGUGAGAGGCCCACCCUUUGCAUAACUGGCACUCUUGGCUAUUAUUUAGCCUGUAUUUCCUUCAUUCCUAAUUUUUUAAAGCACUGUGGCUUGUACAUUCCUAAUUCUUAAUAUUGUCUCCUAAACAUGCAGACAAGCACACGUCUUAUAGGCUAAGGAGGUCGUAGUUAGCAGAAGCCUUUAAAAGUAGCACCUUGCUCCUCCACUGGAUGGUUUGAGCUGCAGGGACAGCUGCUCUUUGGUCUUCAGCUGACCUCAGAAACUAGAAAUACUUAUUUCAGGCUCUGUCCUAUUGGCCACUUUGGUCAGGGGUGGAAAGCACCUGUCAGGUGUUACCUUGAGACUGACUGGGCUAACAAACUUCCACAAGCUCUGUGGUCGAAAAGUAGCCCCGUCCUAAGCCUACCUUGGCUUGGCGUCUGAAUUACAGCAGACGUCGAGUGCCCCCUGGGUGCGAAGCUUGGUAUUAGGCAAAUAAGGGUGGUUGCUCUCCUAGGCGCUAUCACCUCAACCCCACUUUUUUUUUGGUUCGAGACAGGGUCUCGUUCUGUCACCCAGGAUGGGGUGCAGUGGCACCCUCAUGGUGACUCACUGCAGCCUCGAUAUCUGGUGAUCCUCCCGCCUCAGCCUCGAGUAGCUGGGACCACAGGAGCGCGCCACCACGCCUAAUUUUUUUGUACUUUAUUUGCAGAGAUGGGGUUUCAUGUUGCCCAGGCUGAUCUCGAAUUCCCGGGCUCAAGCGAUCCGCCCGCUUCGGCCCCUCAAAGUGAAGGGAUUACAGGCGUGACAUGCCACCGCGCCCGACCAAGGCGCUUAAUUAGCUUUCUGUUAAGUUUUCACAACCACUUUCCUACCACUACCUACUGUUCCUGUUUUACAAAUGGCAAAACAAACCGACGAAAGGGCACUGGACCAUGGGAUUAGGGCACGUCCCUGUGGGAUAACGUUGAGAUGGUCGCUUUCCCAGAGCGGCAGCUGAUGCCUGAAGCGUCUUCCAAUCCCAACACUCGACCUAACUCAAGGUCACCAGUGCUCAGCUGCAGCAGGAACUGGGUCUCGAAACUUGAAGGCCUUCUCUGCUACAGCCUUCGUUCCCGGGGACAGAAAGGGGAUGUUUCUAAGCCGUAGUACGCCGGCGCCUUCCCAGAAGCCCAUGGUGUGAGCUCCGGCCUGGAUGCGCAAGUUCAGCCCUGAAAUGAACUAUGGUGUUCGGCAGAGGUCGCCUUGUUCUCCUGAAGGCUUCCUCUUCAGCCAAUCACUGCUCGAGGCCCGCCCCCAUAGCCGGAAGGAGCCGUCGCCCCGAGCAACUACAACGUCCGGCUUUCUGAGUUGGGUGGCGGGAAAGGCGAUGAGUAAAGGCCGGGCAGAAGCUGCGGCGGGAGCCGUCGGGAUCCUCCUGAGGUACCUGCAGGAGCAGAACCGGCCCUACAGCGCCCAGGAUGUGUUCGGGAACCUCCAGCGGGAACACGGACUGGGCAAGGCGGUGGUGGUGAAGACGCUGGAGCAGCUGGCGCAACAAGGCAAGAUCAAAGAGAAGAUGUACGGCAAGCAGAAGAUCUAUUUUGCGGAUCAGGACCAGUUUGACAUGGUGAGUGAUGCAGACCUUCGAGGCCUAGAUGCCAAAAUCGUGGCCCUCACUGCUAAGGUGCAGAGCCUGCAGCAGAGCUGCCGCUACAUGGAGGCUGAGCUCAAGGAGUUAUCUAGUGCCUUGACCACACCGGAGAUGCAGAAAGAAAUCCAGGCGUUAAAGAAGGAAUGUGCUGGCUAUAGAGAGAGACUGAAGAACAUUAAAGCAGCUACUAAUCAUGUGACUCCAGAAGAGAAAGAGCAGGUAUACAGAGAGAGGCAGAAGUACUGUAAGGAGUGGAGGAAGAGGAAGAGGAUGCCACUGACCAAUGCUGCCCAUCUUAAAAGGCGUGGUUUUAUUUCUCGUCAGGCUACAGAGCUGUCUGAUGCAAUCCUUGAAGGAUACCCCAAGAGCAAGAAGCAGUUCUUUGAGGAAGUUGGGAUAGAGACAGAUGAAGAUUGCAACGUCACACUCCCAGACCCCUGAGGGGCCCAUGGUGGGGACUGCAGGAUGUCGAAGUCUGAGAUGUCCUGGACUGGCUGCCUUGUUUCGGUUGGCUUUUGUUGUUGUUCCUGCUGCUUUUCACCUUUGAGCAGAGCAGUCAGGAGACGGGCAUAAACCAGAGCAGUGGGUGGAGGAUGAGGGCUGAUGGCUGGGGGUGGACCCAGCCCAUUUCAUUGUCUACAAUGCAGUACCUUGAGCUUAACACUUACACACGGAACAAUGCUGAAAGAAAGCAUUUGGCAAUAUUUAUUGUAAUUUAAUUUGAUAUAAAAAUAUUUAAUUUCCUCUGCGUAGUCAAACCUGCCAGAUACCAAACCUGAGGAAGGCAGAAGUGAACCUGGAGGACUAGGGUAGAGUGACGUUGCUAUAAACCAGAAUUUGGAGGGCCCAAGGCCUCCCUUCACUCAGGACUCUGGUGGACUUGUGUACCCCAGGAAGCCUUUCACAUACCUUCUGUACCCUAAGUCCUGGGAGAAAUGCAGGCAACACUGAGACAUGGGAGGGGCAUAGAUAUGCUUGACAGAAAGCCUGGGUGGUGGUUUUGAGCCCCAGUUAGUAUUUCAAAAUUGUAACUAUAGCAAAACUGCAUUGGUUUUAGAAAAAUAAAUUUCAAAUAUUUUUA
Molecule: messenger RNA, 2733 nt
Organism: Callithrix jacchus (white-tufted-ear marmoset)
Lineage: Eukaryota; Metazoa; Chordata; Mammalia; Primates; Cebidae
Source: RefSeq, a predicted model, not a curated record